AUGAAAAAAUAUUCAUUUCUUAUGUUUUGUCGAGUUGUUUAUACGAAGCCAUGUGUGCAAAAGAAAACGAAUAAUCAAAUUCAGAAAAAUCAAGCAACAUUAAACAGAAUUCGAUAUGUAAUAGGUGCUUUUCGUUUAGCUGUUCAAUCUGCUUAUGAUGAUGCUGAUUUAUCAUCUCAUACAGAUGAUAAAACAAAGAAAAAGAAAAACAAACAAUUAAAAACUACAUUAAAUAGAAUUGUUCGUGAUGGUUUUAUCGAUCAAUUUUAUGAACUUAUUAUACUUUAUCUUGUUCAUUAUAUUCAUCAUGUUACAUUUGUAGAACUUGUUAAUACAUUAAUACUUAUGUAUAAAAAAUUUAUUAAAGUUUGCAAAAACGAAGACAAAAAAAAAGGUUUAAAUGUGAAAGAUAUUAAAGAGAUAGAUAAUUGA
This is a messenger RNA of Rotaria sordida, 432 nucleotides long. NCBI's taxonomy places the organism in Eukaryota, Metazoa, Rotifera, Eurotatoria, Philodinida, Philodinidae. The record is from the annotation of a GenBank genome assembly.